This is a messenger RNA of Orcinus orca (killer whale), 6880 nucleotides long. RefSeq names its product semaphorin 6A (gene SEMA6A). Bases 745 to 3828 code for a protein of 1027 amino acids. The record is from RefSeq and is a predicted model, not a curated record. Lineage: Eukaryota; Metazoa; Chordata; Mammalia; Artiodactyla; Delphinidae. Gene Ontology annotation, molecular function: semaphorin receptor binding; chemorepellent activity. Gene Ontology annotation, biological process: semaphorin-plexin signaling pathway; negative regulation of axon extension involved in axon guidance; neural crest cell migration. The transcript is spliced from 19 exons.
CCUGCCAAAGGAGGCGGGGUUGCAGGAGGAGAGUCCGCUCUGCGCAAUCCAGUCCGGGACUUGGCUCCGCCCCGGAGCGGCGGCCUCUCGAGUGACAGAGGAGUAGUGAGCCGCACGGGGUGAGGUUGCAGCCAACUCCGCUCCCCACGCACUCGGCUGUCCAGGCGCUCCGGACGCAGCAGCGGCGCUUCUCCGCGGGGCCGACCGCCCGCGAUGUCCGCUUAGGAGCGGCGGCAGCGGCCAGCAUUGCCACACCCGCGGCGUAGCGCUCCCAGCCGUGGAGCGGGGCUAGAGGGCGAACCCCUGCGCCAGCCCCCACCCCGCCCCCCCACCCUGAAAUGACUUGUUAAUCGGCGCAGACACUACCGAAGGGAUUGCCGGAGUGGAAUCCAAGUGGAAUUUGGAUUUGGAGAAGAGUUUCUUGAACAUUUACUCCUUUCUUGUUGGUUUCUUUCUUUCUUUCUUCCUCUCCCCUUCUCCGCCUGUCAUUGGAGAUGAAUACAGCGCGUUUGCAUCCCAGAAAGUAGUCGCCGCGACUGUUACCCCAAAGAGACAAGCACACAUGUAGGAAUGACAAAGGCUUGCGAAGGAGAGAGCGCAGCUCGCGGCCCGGAGAGAUCCCCUCGAUAAUGGAUUACUAAAUGGGAUACACGCUGUACCAGCCCGCUCCGAGCCCCGGCCGCCUGCCCGUCGAUGCACCGAAAAGGGUGAAGUAGAGAAAUAAAGUCUCCCCGCUGAACUACUAUGAGGUCAGAAGCCUUGCUGCUAUAUUUCACACUGCUACACUUUGCUGGGGCUGCUUUCCCAGAAGAUUCUGAGCCAAUCAGUAUUUCGCAUGGCAACUAUACAAAACAGUAUCCGGUGUUUGUGGGCCACAAGCCAGGACGGAACACCACACAGAGGCAUAGACUGGACAUCCAGAUGAUCAUGAUCAUGAACAGAACCCUCUACAUUGCUGCUAGGGACCAUAUUUAUACUGUUGAUAUAGACACCUCACACACAGAAGAAAUUUAUUGUAGCAAAAAACUGACAUGGAAAUCUAGACAGGCCGAUGUAGACACAUGCAGAAUGAAGGGAAAACAUAAGGAUGAGUGUCACAACUUUAUUAAAGUUCUUCUAAAGAAAAACGAUGAUACUUUGUUUGUCUGUGGAACUAAUGCCUUCAACCCUUCCUGCAGAAACUAUAAGAUGGAUACUUUGGAAGCUUUUGGGGAUGAAUUUAGUGGAAUGGCCAGAUGCCCUUACGAUGCCAAACAUGCCAACGUUGCACUGUUUGCAGACGGAAAACUGUACUCUGCUACAGUGACUGACUUCCUUGCCAUUGAUGCAGUCAUCUACCGGAGUCUCGGAGACAGCCCAACCCUACGGACCGUCAAGCAUGAUUCAAAAUGGUUGAAAGAACCGUAUUUUGUCCAAGCGGUAGACUAUGGAGACUACAUCUACUUCUUCUUUAGGGAAAUAGCAGUGGAGUACAACACCAUGGGAAAGGUAGUUUUCCCAAGAGUGGCUCAGGUUUGUAAGAAUGACAUGGGAGGGUCACAAAGAGUCCUGGAGAAACAGUGGACAUCCUUCCUUAAAGCUCGCCUGAACUGCUCAGUUCCAGGGGACUCUCAUUUUUAUUUCAACAUCCUCCAGGCCGUUACAGAUGUGAUUCGUAUUAAUGGCCGUGAUGUUGUCCUGGCAACCUUUUCCACACCUUAUAACAGCAUCCCUGGGUCUGCAGUGUGUGCCUAUGACAUGCAUGAUGUCGCCAUUGUUUUUACUGGGAGAUUCAAAGAACAGAAGUCUCCAGAUUCCACGUGGACACCAGUUCCUGAUGAACGAGUGCCUAAGCCUAGGCCAGGCUGCUGCGCUGGCUCAUCCUCCUUAGAAAAAUAUGCAACCUCCAAUGAAUUUCCUGACGAUACCCUGAAUUUCAUCAAAACGCACCCGCUCAUGGAUGAGGCCGUGCCCUCCAUCAUCAACAAGCCAUGGUUCCUGAGGACGAUGGUCAGAUACCGCCUGACCAAAAUUGCGGUGGACACCGCUGCUGGGCCAUAUCAGAAUCACACUGUGGUUUUCCUGGGAUCAGAGAAAGGAAUCAUCUUGAAGUUCUUGGCCAGGAUAGGAAACAGUGGUUUCCUAAAUGACAGCCUUUUCCUGGAGGAGAUGAGCGUCUACAACCCUGAAAAGUGCAGCUAUGAUGGAGUAGAAGACAAGAGGAUUAUGGGCAUGCAACUGGACAAAGCAAGCAGCUCUCUGUAUGUUGCAUUUUCCACUUGUGUGAUAAAGGUUCCCCUUGGCCGGUGUGAACGACAUGGGAAGUGCAAAAAAACCUGUAUCGCUUCCAGAGACCCCUACUGUGGGUGGGUAAAGGAAGGAGGUGCCUGUGCCCAUCUGUCACCUGGCAGUAGACUGACUUUUGAACAGGACAUAGAGCGUGGCAACACAGAUGGCCUGGGAGACUGUCACAAUUCCUUCGUGGCACUGAAUGGGCACUCCAGUUCCCUCCUGCCCAGCACCACCACGUCCAAUUCGGCGGCUCAAGAGGGGUAUGAGUCUAGGGGAGGAAUGCUGGACUGGAAGGAUUCACCUGACAGCACAGACUCUUUGGGGGCAGUGUCUUCCCAUAAUCACCAAGACAAGAAGGGAGUGAUUCGGGAGAGUUAUCUCAAAGGCCACGACCAGCUCGUUCCUGUCACCCUCCUGGCCAUUGCGGUCAUUCUGGCUUUUGUCAUGGGAGCCGUCUUCUCGGGCAUCAUCGUCUACUGCGUCUGUGAUCACCGUCGCAAAGACGUGUCCUCCGUGCACCGCAAGGAGAAGGAGCUCGCCCACUCGCGCCGCGGCUCCAUGAGCAGCGUCACCAAGCUCAGCGGCCUCUUUGGGGACACCCAGUCCAAAGACCCCAAGCCGGAGGCCAUCCUCACGCCACUCAUGCACAACGGCAAGCUCGCCACUCCCAGCAACACCGCUAAGAUGCUCAUCAAGGCUGACCAGCACCACCUGGACCUGGCCGCCCUGCCUACCCCAGAGUCCACCCCGACGCUGCAGCAGAAGCGCAAGCCCAACCGCGGCAGCCGCGAGUGGGAAAGGAACCAGAACCUCAUCAACGCCUGCACCAAGGACAUGCCCCCCAUGGGCUCCCCCGUGAUCCCCACCGACCUGCCCCUGCGGGCCUCCCCCAGCCACAUCCCCAGCGUGGUCGUGCUGCCCAUCACGCAGCAGGGCUACCAGCACGAGUACGUGGACCAGCCCAAAAUGAGCGAGGUGGCCCAGUUGGCACUGGAGGACCAGGCGGCCACCCUGGAAUAUAAGACCAUCAAGGAACAUCUCAGCAGCAAGAGUCCCAACCAUGGGGUGAACCUGGUGGAGAACCUGGACAGCCUGCCCCCCAAAGUCCCCCAGCGGGAGGCCUCCCUGGGUCCUCCCGGAGCCUCCCUGUCUCAGAACGGCCUGAGCAAGCGGCUGGAGAUGCACCACUCCUCGUCCUACGGGCUUGAUUAUAAGAGGAGCUACCCCACGAACUCGCUCACGAGAAGCCACCAGGCCGCCACGCUCAAAAGAAACAAUACUAACUCCUCCAAUUCCUCCCACCUCUCCAGAAACCAGAGCUUUGGCCGGGGAGACAACCCACCCCCCGCCCCGCAGAGGGUGGACUCCAUCCAGGUGCACAGCUCGCAGCCCUCGGGCCAGGCCGUGACUGUUUCGAGGCAGCCCAGCCUCAACGCCUACAACUCACUGACCCGGGCGGGGCUGAAGCGCACGCCCUCGCUAAAGCCGGACGUGCCCCCCAAACCUUCCUUUGCCCCCCUUUCCACCUCCAUGAAGCCCAACGAUGCGUGUACAUAAUCCCUGGGGGAGGGGUCAGGUGUCGAACCAGCAGGAAAGGCUAGGCGCCCGCUCAGCUCAGCAAGGUUCGCGGCUGCUGAGUACCCACCCGACCAAGACGGCCGCGGCGGCGCCCAGGACUCUGGGUCCUCCCCUGAGACGCGGGGGGCGGGGGGGGGCGCUCUUGAAAAUUGGGCCAAGCUGUUCGGUGAAGGUUCGCGACGCGGGACUCACCUCCAUUCUCUUCCUUCACUCUUCCCCCACGCCCUGCAACAGGUCGGACUCACGAAAGACUUCAAUCAGCAUCACAAACAUGAGCCAAAAGCACAUACGCACCCACCCACCCAGCCCCGCGUGUGCGCCUGCGCGCAAGUCUGCGCGCACGCGCACGUCACACACAUGCACACACACGCGCGUGAACGGCAAUUGCAACGUUGUGUCCAUGACUGCACCAAGCGCUGCCCAACUGGGCUAGCGUUCCAACCUGCAAAACACAGAUACAUUUUUAAAAAUCAUGACAAUUAAAAAGAAAAAAAAGAAUUCAUUGAUAAUUCUAACUCAGACGUUAACAAGGGCAGAAGUUUACUAUGCGCAGAUACUGUGAAAUGCCCACCAGUGUUACAGCUUUCUGUUAUAGCAGAUGAAUGCCAUGUUGGGCAACUAUGUCAUAAAUUUCUGCUCCUCUCUUUUAAUGAAAUAACCUGACCGUUAACGCAAGUAACUAUUUAUUUUUCACGCUUUUUUCCUUAAGGAAAGGACUCUCCACAUACCGUCCUCUGAACAGCUCUUCAGAAAGUCCUUUGACAGUUAAAACUAUUUAACGUGAAAUCCAUUAACUGGAAUAAUUGAGUUUAUUUUUACAAUAAAUUCACUGAGUAAGUAAGUUGCAGCUGGAAUCCUGAGCUUGUGUUUGGACUGAUAUCUAGCUAAAGGAAAAACUUAAGAGGGGAAUAUUUAUUUAAAUCUACCAGUUAAAUUUGCUGGUCAGGUCCCUGGCUUAUAACAUGCAAAAGAGUAAUUAGUUUAAAAGUCCUUCCAGAUCCUAACUUCUAAAGCAACCAGGAGAGGAACUUUUAGAAUGGAACAUCGCGUCCCAUUGCUGCCAACAUGGCUUUGUCAGUGGUUCCUACUUUCUGUGAAGGCACCAGCUUGUGAUACGCCAUCUCAUUUCACUUUGCAUGUGAGACAGAAAACAAAAUCCACCAACCGUGUGAACUAAUUAAUAUGCUGGCUGCUACCUUGCAUCAAUUAAUGGUUUGAUCACACAGGUUUUUCGUGGGGUUACAUCUGUGAAUAGCCUGUUUUCCACAUGUAAAUUUGUGCCUUACACCCUGAGUUGUGUACACUUGCAAACUGUCAUUAUGAUCAACUUUUCCCCCUUUUGAAAUAAAUGCAGAUAUUUAUUUAACCCUCCCUCCCCCCACCCCCAGUCCAGCCCUCUGGAAGAUUAGCGUCCAGCAGAUGGAAGAACAAUGCAGUGGUGAUGGUUACAAUCCUGCAGCCUGGGAAAGCUGGGCGACACCACACCCUCCGAUUCACGCAUUCUUCUGGUCGUGCCAACUCCAACCACCCUUUGGCCAUGCUGCCAAGCGUGGACCCCAGUGUUGUGGGUGGCAAAUCUCCUUUCUUCCUCCAGAGCUCCCUGCUUCCCUUGUAUUCUCAGAUCAUUUCAAAAUGAUGAUAUCCUCAUUAGCCAGCAGAAAAGGGACUAACAUCCCAGUCCUCAUUCCUGCUGUGUCCACUGCCUGGAGAACACAGCAGUGAGGUUGGGCAAGCACCUGGGUGGAGUCUCCAAGCCAUGUGCGCAGCACACAGGUGCAAUGCUCACAAAGAAAUGACAUGGAAAUAGAUGCAGGCAGGCUGGUCCCUGCUGUGAUUAAUGAGUAACUCCAAGUACAAGGCCAACAACAAUGGAUGCUACAAAAACGUUGACUGGGGCAAAAGGUUUUUAAUUUUUUUAAAUUUCUUUAUCCUUUUGCGGGUAUUGUUUGUAGGGGGAGGGGGUCGGGCGUGUGUUUUUCCCCUUGGUUUUCAUUAGCUCAAGCACACACAAGGGACUUUUGUUUACUCUUAUCACGAACAAAAGAAUUGUCAACAUACUGUAAACUGUGAGCAUUGUUGGUUGUUAUCGGUUUUUUAAAAACAGCUAAACAGUAUAUUUAGUGGUCUCUUUGUCUCUUUUUCAUUUCCAGUUUGAUCUUCUGGGUUUAGUAUUGUCUUAAAAAGAAAACUUUCUAGAAAAGACAGUUGGGGAUAAUUUUGAAUUGGCUGUGAAAAGUGGUACCUCCGUAAACAGAGUGAGACCUGGGCGUGUCGCAAGGGCACGUGCACAGCCUUUUAUUCCAAACACCCCUUGCAGUUUUGCUGUUGUUCGGGAUAGGUUUUUGUUAUUUUUGUGUUAUGUUUUUGUUUUGUUUGUUUUGUUAGUGGAAUCAAUGUUCACAUCCCGUGAACUCUGUACCCUGAAACCAUGAAACUUUGCUAGGAACAGAGAUGUUGUCUUCUUCCUUCUAUUUUCUUUAGAAAUGUGGAACUUAGGAAGGUGUGGGUAUGUAUCACCCUGCUACCCUCUCCCCCAAGCUUCACUCCCAGGAGUACUGAGGUGCAACACCUGCUCUCUCGUCCCCAUGUGCGGGCAUCAAUGCCUCAGCUGUGUUACAGAGUCCCGUGUCAAACUUCCACCCCAGUCCCUGUAUCCCACAACCCAUCACUUGUGGUGUUAACCCUGAAAUGCCCACAGGUAUUGAGCUGGUCUUCUGCAUUUAAGUAUUUUCCCUUUUUCUUUUGCUCCCCACAGCGUGUGGGGAGAGGGUCCAUAAACCUGAGUGUGCCUUUGCUUUCCACCCUUGCUAGACACUGGUAGAUGCAACCAACUCAGAUUUAUAUUUGUUGUAAAGUUGUAAAAAAUAUUGUGAUGUCACCAAUUUUCCUUCCAUCUCCACACCCCCUAACAUCUGAUUCACGACUUAAUGUAUGUUGUAAAAAAGAAAAAAAAGAAGGGAAAAAAAGACAAAAAGGCAAGGAAAAGGCUCUUUAUUACUUAAAAGUAAUAAAGCAAGACUGUUCUACAUUC